Molecule: messenger RNA, 1575 nt
Organism: Trichoderma aggressivum f. europaeum
Lineage: Eukaryota; Fungi; Ascomycota; Sordariomycetes; Hypocreales; Hypocreaceae
Exons: 4
Coding region: 1-1575 (524 amino acids)
Molecular function (GO): iron ion binding; oxidoreductase activity, acting on paired donors, with incorporation or reduction of molecular oxygen; monooxygenase activity
Source: RefSeq, a predicted model, not a curated record
AUGUCUACUGUUCUGGCUCUUCUCCCCUGGCUGGCCGCUGCCGGUCUUCUAGGCGGCAUCUACUAUGUGUGGUAUCGCGUCUUUUCAUACCAAGGCAUUCCAACAAGUCUAGCUUUUGCCAACUCGGAUGGGUCCUUUUUCUCUCGCGGUCGAGCGUCUCUCGGCUCUGUCUUUGAAGUUAACACUCUCCUCUGGGCCGGACACCGUGAUUACUCUAAGAAGGGACGGCCAUAUAUCCUCCCUGAUAUUUUCACGGGGCACCAAGUCAUCUUACCGCCGGAGAACUUGCCGUGGUUGAUGAAGCAGCCUGCAAAUGUGCUCAGCCAGCGUGAGAGCAACAACGAGUUUCUCGCAGCCAAGCACACGUUCUUAAACUGUGUUGCUGCCGAUGAUAACGAGUGGACAUUUGUAGUCAAUCUCAUCAAGGACAUCACCAAGGAGCUCAACAACAAGACCAACGAUGUCAUCGAAGAGAUUCAAGCAGCCUUGGAAGACCUCUGGGGCAAUGACACAAGAAAUUGGACACAGGUUGAACUUUUGGACGUUUGUUUGGAGCUCAUGAGCCGCAUCGUCAGCCGCAUGUACGUCGGGUUGCCACUAUGCCGGGAUCCGACUUAUCUUGCUAGUUCGACUCAUUUUGCAAAGUUCAUCUUGGUCGAAGCUCUUCUCGCCCAGCUGACUCCAAAGCCUCUUCGGCCACUCCUUGGUCCUGUUCUUGCGCAGUACGACUGGAUGCAGUUCAAGCGUAUGGACCGCUGUGUCAAUCCCGUAAUCCAAGAGCGCGCAAGACGGUUUGGCCGCAUGGAAAAUGAAGAGAAGAAAGAUCCAGACCAGCCAAGCGAUCUCCUAUCUCGUCUCAUGCAAGAAGCCUAUCGUCGCAAUGAUGACCCGUGCCGAUCACAGAGCCAUAGCAGCAAGCUCUUGGCCAUUCUCAACUGGGCUGCCAUUCAGGUCCAAGGCAUCACCCUUGAGAAUGUCCUGAUUGACAUUGCUCACUCUCCUCAGAGUGCCAGUAUCCAAGACCAACUGCGCGAAGAAGCUACGGCUGCAGACAAUGCUGAUCCUUCCACGCGCUGGAAGCGAGCAGAAGUAGCCAAAUUGCCCAAGAUGGACAGUGUCAUGACUGAGAGUCUCCGCCUCUGGGGGUUCGCCCAUGGCAUCAUCAAAGUAGUUGUGGCCAAGGAUGGUGUUGAUCUCCCAACGGGAGAACACAUCCCGUGUGGUGCAAAGAUUGGAAUUGGGAGCUACGGCCUGCAUCACGAUGCGGAGGUCUAUCCUGGGGAGUCGCCCUUUUCGUUUGAUCCCUUCCGCUUCCUGGACGAGAAGACAGAGGCGCAAACGACCGGGCUCAAGUUUGCGGCCACCAGCGACACCUAUCUCGCCUUUAGUCAUGGCAGAUAUGCUUGUGCCGGCCGCUUCUUUGCGAAUCAUCUGCUCAAGCUGCUCUUGUCGCAGAUCGUGAUGCGGUACGACAUCAAGCCUGACGCAGAUCCCCGGCCUCAGAACCCUUGGUUUAGCUAUGUUUCGCCGCCUCCAAUGGGGUACAAGAUCUCUGUGAGGAGGAGGAAGCAGUAG